Messenger RNA from Rhopalosiphum maidis (corn leaf aphid), 3942 nucleotides. Its product is annotated as biorientation of chromosomes in cell division protein 1-like 1. The transcript has 8 exons. The record is from RefSeq and is a predicted model, not a curated record. NCBI's taxonomy places the organism in Eukaryota, Metazoa, Arthropoda, Insecta, Hemiptera, Aphididae. Bases 212 to 3664 code for a protein of 1150 amino acids.
UAAUAAUUAUUAAUCUUAGACUUAGAUUGUGUUGUAUUAAAUUUCAAUAUUUAUUAUUUUCAUUAAUAAAUUAUACAAUCAUUUACUUUUAAGAUAUGUUUCAAGUAAGCGGUAGCCAGUAGGACGUAGAAUGUCCAUCAACUUAUUGUAUUGUUACAUCAAUUAUAGUUGAACAUCAAUAAAACAACGUUCAUAAGUCUAUGGUUCUACGAUGGAGCAGAAAAAUGAUAUGUUAGGUGUCGAAGAUAUUGUGUUUAUGCUACUUGAAACAUUGAAGUCUAAUGGCACAUUCGAUGAAAUCCGUAGACAUUGUGUUACUGAUAUUGAUGCUAAGCCGACUUACCAAAAUUGGAAACAGCGAAUAGAAUCAAAUGUCAACAAGUUUUUAAGCAAAGUAAAAUAUACUCCCGAAUUAAAUAAAAACACUGUUCGAGAACGACUUCGAAAACAUUUACUUGAUGGACGCGAAACUCAAGAUAUUGAAGAAGGAGCUGAUAGAAUACUUACUCAAGUACUUGCGCCUCGUACACUAAGUAUUUUUGAACCUAAAAUAGCAAUUGCUGUUGAUGAAUACUUGGGAAUCAAAAAUGAAGCUCCUCCAAUUGAAAUUAAUGGUUUAAAAGAAUCUAGUAUGAAUUCGAUAAAUGUAUCUAACAUUGAAAAUAGUAAUGUUUUCAAUCCCAAAAUAGAUUUUAUCCCAGGUGCUGAUAACAUACCUUGUGAUAAAACACAAAAAGAUGACAGAAAGGACUUAAGAUCAGACAAAAAAGAAAAAUCUUCUAGUCUUUGUAAAGAACCUAAAUCAUUGAAUGGUAAUCGAACUGAUGAUGAAAAUGAUACCGGAGGAUCUUUAAAACAAAAAAGUAGUCAACACAAGAAUAAAACUUCUGUAUCUGAAAAGUCUAAGUCUUCAUCUACUAAUCAUAAAAGUAAUAAAAAAGAUAAUAGUUGUAAAGAAGUUGUAGAUAAAUCUAAAGAUAUAGUUGACAAGUCUAAAGAUAUAGUUGACAAAUCUAAAGAUGUCAUUAAUAAACCUAAUGAUAUUGUUAAUAAGCCUAAAGAUAUUAUAGACAAAUCUAAAGAAGUAGUUAAUAAAUCUAAAGAUGUUAGUAAGCCUAAAGAUAUUGUUGACAAAUCUAAAGAUGUUAGUAAGCCUAAAGAUAUUGUUGACAAAUCUAAAGAUGUUAGUAAGCCUAAAGAUAUUGUUGAUAAAUCUAAAGAUAUUAUUAAUAAGUCCAAAGAUGUUAAUGACAAAUCUAAAGAUAUUGUUAGUAAGGCUAAAGACAUGGUUGAUAAGUCUAAGGACAAAUUUUUGUUAAAGAAUUCUAAUUCUAAUAGUUCAAGUCAUAAAAGUAACCGAACAGAUACAAAAAGAACUAAACGUUCUCUCGAAGAGAAAAAAAAAUCGUCUAGUCUUUGUAAAGAGCCUAAAUUAUUGAAUGGUAACCGAAGUGAUGAUGAAAGUAAUGCAGGAGGAUCUUCUAAACAAAAAAGUACUAUACACAAAAAUAAAAGUUCUUCAUCUGACAAGAGUAAAUCAUCAUCCAGUAAUCAUAAAAGUAGUAGAAAAGAUAAUACUAGUACCGAUAUUGUUGAUAAGUCUAAAGAUAAAUCGUUGUCAAAGAAUUCUACUUGUACUGAUGUUGAUAAGUCUAAAAACAGAUCUUUGUCAAAGAAUUCUAAUAAAACUGUUGAUAAAUCUAAAGACAAAUCUUUGUCAAAGAAUUCUAGUAGUACUGAUAUUGAUAAAUCUAAAGACAAAUCUUUGUCAAAGAGUUCUAGUAGUACUAACAUUGAUAAGUCUAAAGACAAAUAUUUGUCAAAGAAUUCUAGUUGUACUGAUAUUGAUAAAUCUAAAGACAAAUAUUUGUCAAAGAGUUCUAGUAGUACUAACAUUGAUAAGUCUAAAGACAAAUCAUCAUCAAAGAUUUCUAAUAGAACUGUUGAUAAAUCUAAAGACAAAUAUUUGUCAAAAAAUUCUAGUAGUAGUGAUAUUGAUAAGUCUAAAAAUAAAUCUUUGGUAAAGAAUUCUACUUGUUCAAGUCAUAAAAGUAACCGUAAUGACUCUAAAAGGCUUAAACUUUCUCAACCGGAAAAAAAUCAAUUACCUAUCAAUAAUGAAAGUGUUGAAGAAAAUAAAUCUGAAAAACCAGAAGAACCUGAAUGGAAUGAUUUUCGAAGUGCUAAUAUAACAAAUGAUGAACAAGAUGCAGCAAAUGUUUUAUUAUCAAUGAGUACAAUUUUUAAUGAAAGUUCUCAUAGUAAAAUUAUAACAGAAAAAAUAAUUUUUAUAGAAAAUUCUUCUCCUAUUUCUGAAACCUUAAAAACACCUAAAAUAGAAAAUGAAUUAGAUGUUAAAGAAGAUGUUGAUCAAGAGAAAAUUUUAUUAUCUAGUGAUAAUGAUGAUAUUAAAGAAAAUUCUCAAUUAAAAUCAAAUAAUUUAGAAACAUCACAAUUACUAAAUACUGUAAAAAGUGUAUCAAGCAUUGUUGGCCAUUUGUUUGAGAAAGUCUGUUCUGUUGAUAUUGAAAGGUUACCAUGUAAAGAUAUAAAAUUACAAUGUAAGUCUGUAAAUAAUGUUGAAAUACCUGAAGAACACCAAAAAUCACCUGAAAUAAAAGUAAAUGAAAAAGAAUUAAAAACAUUAAAUGUUGAAAACAAUUUGGAUCCAAGUGAAAAUGAAAAAACUAAUGAAUGUAAUUCUAAUGAUAUUUUAAAAGUACCAAAACUAAAAUUAAAACUAUUACCAAAUCAAAUUGAUUCUUUAAAUAAAUGUAAGAGAAAAAAACACCAUAAAGAUAAAGAACAUAAAAAAUUGAAACUUUCAAAAUCAUUUGAUAUUCCUAAUGAAGUUAAUGUACCUGUUAUUGAUAAUGUAUCAUCAAAUAUAAUGUGUGAACAAUUAGAACAAAAACCUAAUAAUGAUACAGACGUCAAAAUUAAUGAUUCGGAAAGUACCAUAUCCAAACAAAUAUUAUAUGAGAAAAUAGAAAAUAAUACUGUAGAAGUAUUGGAUGAUGACAAAUCACAUUACUCCUUUAUAGGAUUUUCUGAAGCAGAAGCUAUCCCAUGUAAAAACUAUGAAUUACUAAAAAAUGUGAUUAAAACCUUACAAGCAAAGGUUAAUAAUCAUGAUGUAAUUAAUGAUGGAUUUAAAGGUUUUACCAGUGCAGAAACUCAGCCGUGUAAACAUCGAGAUAUUGUUUAUGCAGAGCUUAUCAAGUUGAAAGAUAGUAUAUCUAGUUCAGACUUUAUCGGAUUCUCUGAAGAAGAUGCUCAAAUGAGUAUUGGACAUAAAUAUGUUAUAAAACAGCUCGAACUUGCCAAAAAACAAAGCAAUAUAGAUAAUAAUCAACAAAAUGUUACGUGUGGUGGGAAUGGAAUCCAGAAUGGAAAAACUUUUAAUGAAGUUAUGGCAGCAUAUUUGUAUAAAAGUAACAAUGAUAAUGUUACAACACCAAAAGAGAUCUACAGUAAACCAAUUACUGAUACUAAAAAAGAUUGUCCUACUGUAAAUAAUAAUAAUCACAAUCAUGACAAUUGGGUUGUUGAACAAGAAAUGAAAUAUAAACUUUUACCCGUAAAAGUAAAACUUGAAAGAUUAAUGGAGUAUGGAUGUAAUAAUGCUAAGCGUGUGUCUGACUCUUCACAGGUACCCAUAUAAUUAACAGUAAAAAAUAAUAUUUAUAACAAGAAUCAUGUCUUCAAUUUUUUCUUCAAAAAUAUUUGAAAAUAAGGGUCAGAAAGAAGUAUACUUGUUUAAUAGAUAUGGUCAAUAAACAGAACUCUGAACCUAUUUAAAAUAUAAUUGUGUGAUUGUUCCUUACCUUUUCAUUACAAUCAAUAAGAGUAAUAAACGUGUUAUUGAAAAUGUUAUAAUUAUAAAUUUUAAUUUUAAUGAAAUAGUACAUUUAAUAAUUAAAUUAAAACAUGAUGAAUAUG